Molecule: messenger RNA, 1608 nt
Organism: Mus pahari (shrew mouse)
Lineage: Eukaryota; Metazoa; Chordata; Mammalia; Rodentia; Muridae
Gene: Psmf1
Product: proteasome inhibitor subunit 1
Exons: 7
Coding region: 94-909 (271 amino acids)
Biological process (GO): proteasome-mediated ubiquitin-dependent protein catabolic process
Molecular function (GO): endopeptidase inhibitor activity; proteasome binding
Source: RefSeq, a predicted model, not a curated record
UCGCCGCCGCUCGCGGUCCCUCUUCUCUUCGGCGGAGCGGCUUUCAGCACCGUCCCCUCUUUGCUUCUCUCUCCACAGAAGCCGCAAGCAUCCAUGGUGGACUUGGAGGUUCUCUUCCUGUCGGCCAUUCCGUCCAUCAGCUGCCCGCAGGACGCUCUCAUCUGCUUCCUGCACUGGGAAGUGGUGUCAAACGACUACUAUGUCUUGGGCAUCCACGACCAGCCAGGUCCCGAUGAUAUAAAGUCAAAACUACUGCCAGCUAAGUGGAACAGCAAUAAAGAAGUGUAUGCCUUCCGGUAUGAGUCUAAGGAUGGAGCCAGAAAACUUCUUCUGAAAGCUGUCUCUGUGGAGAAAAACCUGGUCAUCUACGUGAUGGAACGUAACACAAUGCAAAUAGCAGACUUGACUCUGAACGUAGAUGAUUAUAUUGAUGCAGAAGACCUGAGUGAUUUCCGCAGGACCUAUAAGAACACUGAGGAGCUUCGGUCUCAGAUCAGAUCUGGAAUUAUCACACCUAUCCAUGAGCAGUGGGAGAAGGCUGGUGCAAACAGUCCCCCGAGGGAGUUUCCACCUGCCACUGCCAGAGAGGUGGACCCACUCCGGAUUUCCUCACACCGUCCUCAUACUAGCCGGCAGCCUGCUUGGCGUGAUCCCCUGAGCCCAUUUGCUGUCGGGGGAGAUGACCUAGACCCUUUUGGGUGUCAGAGAGGUGGCAUGAUUGUGGAUCCUCUGAGAUCUGGCUUCCCAAGAGCACUUAUUGACCCAUCGUCAGGCCUCCCAAACCGGCUUCCUCCUGGUGCUGUGCCCCCAGGAGCUCGCUUUGACCCCUUUGGACCUAUUGGGACCAGCCCAUCUGGACCUAAUCCUGACCAUCUUCCCCCACCGGGCUACGAUGACAUGUUCCUGUGAAGGCCUCAAGAAUGUAACAUCUCAGCCUCCCUUUUACUCUCCAGGAGCUACCACCACUGGCCCCGUCAGCGUCAGUAUUCUUGUGGGCUUGGGGCAGAAGAUUCUGCCCAUGUGUUUGCAGGCCUGCUAGGGUUGCAUCACCAGCCCUUGUCAGAGCCGAGGUGCCUGCUGCAGCACCCCACCAAGCUGCAUAUAGGUCCCAAGGAGAAAUUAGUGCGUCUCAAUCACCAGCUCCUUCCCACUUGCAAGGGAGACUCCGGCAACAUCAACCCUCCACCCGAUGCAGUCGUGGUCACAGCGCUAUAAGAACAGAACGCAUUUUGGAUGUUAUUAUUAAGAACCAAAUGUCAAUACAGAAUUCAUGUUGCCGGUCUUCCACUCUCCUUUUUAUGUUAAUGCACAAACUCUUAAGAGUUUGAUAUUUCAUAGGACUACAAGAUUCCUACAAGGGCAUUCUUCUCAAGCACCCUCGCUUCACAAGUUACUCUUGCUCCUGACAUCACUAAGAUGAGGCCCACCCAGGCUUUCUGGGUGGAAGUGUGAUUGGAAUCCAUGAGCCACAAGGAUGAUUUCACUAGAAAAACUGCCAUCUCCUCCCAAGGGCAUACUCAACCACUUGCUCCUGUCUGAGCAGCCUGUUGACUGUCUCCCUGGGCUUCAGUGGCCUGUAAGUAGAGGAAUAAACAGAACAGACCUGUA